CCAGUCGCCCCUUUGACGUUUCCAUUUCCGCCACUCCACACCCACAGUCCACACCGAAAACAGAUCCAAAUCCCCAGCUCCAUCCCCGUCGCCCAAAAUCCAACCCGAUCCCAUCCGAUCCGAUCCAUCGCCAUGGCACCGUCGUUCUGGGGCCCCGACUUCCCCCCGCAGCCGGCCGGGGUGUUCGACGACCUCGCGCCCGUGGAGGCCGAGGCGGAGGAGGAGGAGGAGGCGGAGGACGCGUACGAGGGCGAGAUGGAGGAGGAGGAGGCGGAGGACGCGUACGAGGACGAGAUGGAGGAGGAGGAGGAGGAGGAGGAGGAGGAGGGGGACGAGCAGCAUGAGCACGGCGGCGACUGGGAGGCCGUCCCGAUGGACACCGAGGACUCGGCGGAGCAGCGCGCCUACUGCGGCGGCGGCUGCGGCCAGGAUUUCUGCGGCUGCAACCUGCUCACCCUGUGCUUCCCGGGCGCGGUGCACAUUUUCAUGUCCGUCUCCCCUGACAAGGUGUCGCAGGUGGAAGCUGCGCUCUCGCUGCAGGGGAGAUUGGAUCCGGCGGACUCCACGGCUGCACCGCCCGCCUCGCGCAACACGCUCACCAUGACCUUCCGGGGCCAGGAGUGCAAGUUCGACUCCGUAACCCCUGAUGAGGUGCAAGAUGUACUUCUGUCGCUCGCGGGAAUGGAGCUGAUGGUCCCUAGCAUUGAGCUAAAAAUGCACUUCCCGGGUGGGAGCCACGACUUCGACUCUGUAUCCCCUGAUAAGUUGCAAGCUGUACUUUCGAUGCUGGAGGGAAUGAAGUUGACGGUCUCUACGGCUGUGCCAUGGGCCUUGCACAACCAGCUCACUGAACCCUUGAUGUGCUGGAUCUACGUGUUGGACCCUGUAUCCCUUGAUAAGGUGCAAGCUGUACUUUCGCUGCUCGGGGGAAACGAGCUCAACCCAGGCAUUGGUGGCGGAGCAUCACCAUCAAUUCCAUACAGACUAUAUUUACAGUCUAUAAACCGUGCUUGGUAAGAUUAUGUGCUGGCUGAUUCACAUCCGGCAGAGGUCGAAUUUACCCUGCUUCAGAGGUUGAAUUUCCCACACUGGUGGCACAGUUGAUGAGAUUUAGGGAGAAGCUGAAAGAGCAGAACUUUGUUAAGAAGAUCUGUUUUACUACUGUUUGGAAGAAACUUGGACUAAGGUUGGUAUGGUUGUUGACUGGGAAUUCCAAUAACUAUGUCUCAAAUGUUGUCUGGGAAAAAUGUCUGAAAUACUUUAAGUUUGUCGUGUUGGGAGUCACCAAAUUUGACAACAUGCAUUGAAAUAUGCUACAUUACUUAUGCAUAUUAUUUUGCCAUGAUUUUCUUGGGAACAUAUGCACAUCGUAGCUUUUUUCUUAACAAACUCUGUUCAGUAUGAAGAUUGAUUAACUGCCUCUGGUUGCUUGAUUAGUGUGUACCAUGUAAACAUCACCGUUAUGCUGCGAUUCUCGUCAGUUGUAAUACUAGUGUGGCACUUCUUUCUUUAGACAUGGUUUCCAUGAUCACGACAUAGAUCGUAGUAUCCUGUGAUACUACAUUCUUACCAGAGCCAAAUGAUUUCUAGUGUAUCAUAUAUAGCAAUUCAUAAUUGUCAGGUUGUGUUACCACAUCUGCACGACCAUAGGUUUGUUCUUAGAAAACUCUGUUCAGUACUCCAUUUCAAAAUGCAUAUUUGUCAAGUUUGACCGAGUUUGUAGAAAAGCAUCGACGUCAAAAAUAUGAAAAUAAAUUUCAUGAUGGAUGUGAUGAUAUUGAUUUGGUAUUGUGGAUGUUGAAUUUUUUUUCUUUAAAUUUGGUCAAACCUUACAACGUUUAACUUAGGAUAAACUAAUAUGCAAUGUAUUUUGAAAUGGAGGGAGUAUGAACAUUGAUAAGUUGCCUCUAGUCGCUUUAUUAGUCUCGUGUCAAGCAUUACCAGUAUGAUGUGAUUCUUGCCAGUUGUAAUAUUAGUGUGGCACUCCUUGAUUUAGACAUGGUUUCCAGGAUCAAUGUUUUCAAGGCGGUAAGGUGAGGCGAGGUUCUGGGGGGUGCAUCAGCUUUUAAGCGUUAAAGCGUAAGGCGAGGUGACGCAUUAGACACAUACAUAUAUAAUACUCCCUCCGUCCCAAAAUAAGUGACUCAAAAAUGACUCAACUUUACACUAACUUUAGUACAAAGUUGAGUCACUUUUGAGUCACUUAUUUCGAGACGGAGGGAGUAUACGGUAGCCAAAUAGGCGAUUUAACAACUAGCAUUAACAUAAAUAAAGUUUUACCAACGUCGGAUGUAGCUCUCUAAAUCGAACAUAUGGGCUGUCAAGCUAGAUCUUCCUCUCUAAAUCUGACCAGAACCCAUACGCCCAAGCUGGAUCUUCGGAUGUAGCUCUUCUCCUGGGAUCAUUGGAUAGAUUAUAAGCAUUAUCAGCCACAUGAUCCAUCAGAGCAGGGACACCUGGCUACUGCAGCAACACUGAGAUAAGGCCCAAUCAGCCGUCAAA
Molecule: messenger RNA, 2502 nt
Organism: Hordeum vulgare subsp. vulgare (domesticated barley)
Lineage: Eukaryota; Viridiplantae; Streptophyta; Magnoliopsida; Poales; Poaceae
Product: GATA transcription factor 20-like
Exons: 4
Coding region: 133-1017 (294 amino acids)
Biological process (GO): regulation of DNA-templated transcription
Source: RefSeq, a predicted model, not a curated record